GGGAGAGGUGUCCCUGCAGGGCUGCAGUGGGAUGGGAUUUAGGGUCCCUUCUCACCCAAACCAUUCCAUGAUCCCAUGCUCUGUGCAGUUUCACAGGAAUCACUCAGGAUGCUGUGGACAUGGAUUCAGCAUUCCCAGACUCCUGUUUCACUGCCUUUACCUGCUAUUCCUCCUGUUUCCAGCUGACACAUGGUGAUCCUUACACAUAAAAUCAGAAUUAAUACAGCAAAAUUCACAAUUUGUUCAAAUGGCCUCCCUAAAUCAGGUUAAUUGGCUGUGAUCAGAGCCAGGCUCAUUCCUGGCCCCACCUGAGGUAAGCAGCUCCACCUGGGAUCACUCAAGCUGAAUUUAAGCAGGAAAGAAGCCCAGCAGCCUCUUCCAGAGGGCUGGAAAUGGUUUCUGUUCUUGUUCCAGAGGCUCUUGCAGAGACAGAGAAGGCAGCAGCAGUUUGGUAUUUCUGUGGGGAGGGAAAUGUGUUAGCUGGAGAACCCCUGCUGUUCUCCUGCACCAGGAAACUUGCAGAGACUGAAGGGAGCUCCAAGGCCUGGAGAACCAACUCCACAGCAGCUCCAAAGGAUUUGUUCCUGGGACACUGCCAGGAGGAUUUUAAUGUAACCCAGUCAGAGGACACACAGACAGGACUCCAGUUUUGGUACUGGGAGCAGUGGAAGCUGAGACACUUCAAAGAUUUUGAGAUCCCUGCCCCGUGAAACCACCUGUGCCGUGUGAGAUGUGUGAGGAAAUGUUCCUUAAGCCGAGAAUCUCAGUCCUGAAGUUUAUCGUCACUGCUUUGUGAGAUUCAAGGAGACCUUCAGAAGUUUAAAAUGGAAAAAAACAACUUGAAAGGAAAUGCAGAAGCCGUGGAUAUUUGUGACCUCAGAAAAGCAACUGAAAGGACUGAACUUGGGCUGAGAAAACAUGCUGAGAAUUAUUUAAAUGUUAUAAGCAGCCAAGAGUUAACUCUUUCUUCAGCUGGUAAUAAAGAAGUGAAUUCCAAAGAGCCCCUUAAGUGGAAUUUUCCUCUUGGUGCCUGUCAGGAGCAGCUGGUUCUGCCUCCAGUCGAGCCUGUGACUGUGCAGAGGUGCAGCAGAUCAGCUCUACAUCUGUGCCAGGGCCCCCAGCAGCAGUUGGAAAUGGAUUUUAAAAUUAUUCUUGACCCAGAGAACACAGAUAAUAAAGCUGGUUUAAAACAUCCCAAUGAGGAGACCAGGCUGCCACUUAUAACUAAGAAAAAAUCUGCUCCUAUGUGCAGGCAGAAAGGUCCCACAGUCACCAGCCCCUGGCCUUUGCCUGCCUGUCACUCCCUGGGCUCUGCCUCACCCCUGGCAGGAGGAGGCAUCCCAAAAGGUGCCCUGAGCCUCAGUGGCCAAAGGCUCAUCCUUCCAGCAGCAAGGAGAACCCUGCCAGCCCCUCCUGGUGUGUCCAGAGCAGCACCUUGUCCUGAGUUCCCCAGGCAGCACAAGGAACCAGCUGUGGGAGAGAUCAGGCUGGUCCCUGAGAACACAGACACCAUCACCUUCCCAAAGGCAAAGGAAGCAAUUUAUGGCACACACUCCUCUGCUAAAGGGAGCAUUGCACCCCUCCCAUCCAGCAAUUCCAUGGUUUCAACAAGGAAAUCAAAGCCAGAGUGGAGAUCUCCAGCUCAGCAGUUGGAAUCUGAGGGGCACAUUCCCUCUCAGACACAGCCCCCACAAACAGCUCAGCCCUUCCAGGAUCCCUGCUUGGACUGGGACCCUGCUGUUCACCAGAAAGCUCCAGGUUUCCUGGCACUCCAACACCACCAUCAUUCCUCUUGUGAGGGGAGCAUUGUGGGGAUUUUGGAACCCACAGAAAAGCUCCUCGAAGACCGCAAUGGCCAAAAAUCAGCACAACUCACCUCAGAGCUGGAUUUUAAAGAGAGCCCCGCCAAAAGUGCUGUUGUGUCAGUGAAGAAGAAGCAGGCAGCUGUGGAAAAGCUCCCAGAGCAGGCUGGCCAGAGCAGCAGGGGCAGUGCAGGGGCUGCAGCAGGCAGCAGUGGGCAGCAGCACAGGGCAGCAGCUGUGAUCUGGGACUCCUGGCUGAGCAGCACCCUGGGGGAGGCUCAGCACAGACACCUGCAGAAUUUCUACAGCAGGGCCAAGCAUCUGGCAGCCAACUGGAAUCGCAUCAGGACCUCCAGGAGGACUAUUAUCCAUAUCCCAUCAUUAGGAUAUUCCCAAGACAUCCGUGAGCACAUCCCUGAUCUUGCUCUCCAGCAGAACCUGCAGAUGGGGAGGCUCUGUGACAUCCUGGAUGCCAACGUGGACGUCAUCUACAUCUGCCCCCUUGCUCUGAGUGAGGAGGUGCUGCAGUAUUACAAUAAACUCCUGGGUCUGCAGGCAGCUGUUAGAUCUGGGAACCCUGAGGACAUGGCUGACCUGCAGGACAGGUUCAAAAUUCUCACCCCUGAAGCUAUAAACAGCUUCCCUGAGCAUCACAUGUGCCUGGCCACUGUGCUGAGGUACAGCCCCAGGACCCUGCAGAGGCUGCAGGCUCUGCUGCAGGGCAGGGAUGCCUACGUGGUUGGGGGGGUUCCCCACCUGGAUGAUUUGGCUGUGGCUGAUGAGCUCCAGGUGCCAGUUUUGGGCUCAGAGCCAGCAGUGGCUCAGCUCUACAGCACCAAGUCUGGCAGCAAGAGAAUCUUUGCCAGUGCUGGGGUGCCAACCCCUCCUGGAGAGUGGGACAUCCACAGCAGGGAGCAGCUGCUCCGCGCUCUCAGCCAGCUCGUCCUGGACAAUUUGGAAGUGCAGCGCUGGCUCUUCAAGGUGGACGGUGAGCGGGGAGGAGAUGGCACUGCCUUCUGUGACGUCAUUUGUCACCUGGAAUGUUAUCCCUGCAUCCAGAGGGAAUGGCAGGGACACGGCCCCGACCUGGGCAGGGACAGCCAGGCUCGUGAGCUAGCUUUGGUGAAGAUCUCCCAGGAGCUGCCGGGCCUUUUAGCACAGCACGUACAGCCAGUCAAUGAGAAACGAUUCCCUACAUGGGAAAAAUUCCUCCAAACAUUUCUUACUCAAGGUGGGGUGAUCGAAGCCUUCCCGUUCUCGGCCAGCGUCACCAACCUGACCGUGGAUGUGCUGAUAGAGCCAACAGGGCAGGUGACACUGCUGUCAUCUGGGGACCAGCUCCACGCUGAGGGGCCCCUCAGAUCCUCUGGCACCACCAUCCCACAGCGUUCUGUGGAUCCAGAGCUCCUUCAAGGUCUCUGCUUGAGAAUUGGGGAGGCCUGUAAAUCCAAAGGAGUGCUUGGCUACUUCUCCGUGGACUUUGUGGCUUUCACCCAUCCCCAGACCAGGAAGCAGCAGGUGUGGGCAACAGACCUUGACCUCUGCUACAGUGACCAGCUGGCCCUGACUCAGCUCCUCUUGUACAUGACAGAUGGAAAUCUGGAUUGUGGCUCCAGCCCCCUGCAAGGACCUCUGGGGUCAAAGGGAAGCAAAACUCAACGGGUCCAGCACGAGGGGACAAAACCUCCUGGCCCCAGCAGCCCCCUGUGUGCCGUGGCCAGCAGCCAGCUGAGGCACUCCAGCCUGGCAGGGAUCUCCUACAACCUCCUCCUCCACACCUGCAAAGCUCGUGGGGUUGGAUUUGACCUCCAGGAAAAACAGGGAACAGUUUUUGUGUUGUAUGAAGACCAGAAGCGACACAGACUGGGAAUGGUAACAAUCGGGGAGGAUCUCCAGGGGGUCCUCCUGACCUUUGCUCGCAAUCUCUUCAUCAUCCAUCAAGAAAUAUCAGCACCUAAUAUGCAAGGCGAGACCAAUUUUAAGAUGGCAAUUCGAGAUAUUGAAGCAAUUCUAGGAGUUACAGCAGAAAACAAACUGAGAUUGGAAGAAGAGCAACCUUGGGAAGCAGAUGCUCUGAAAGAAUAGUUAACAGAAAAUGUUCAAGUGCCUCAUUCCUUAUGCUUCUGUAAGAACAGGUUUGGUUUUCCUUCUGAGCUGGUGUAACAUGAAGUGAGACAGAAGAUCUCUCAUGCCUGGCUGUGGCAUUGGGAACAUCCCACCUUCCUUGCUGAAAAGCACAGGAUCAUCCUAAUGCUCCUCAUGUCCCUCUCGUCAUUCCUGAAGUUCAGCAGUUAAAAAUCUUAUUAAUGGGGUUGUGCUGCCUUUGUCACUGACUCAGAGCAGAGCCCUGAGAGCCCAAAUUCCAACAGGCUGAAAUCCUGAGCACUGAAAGGCUGCUGGCAUGAGGUGAGAUUUAAGGUCCUUUCCAACCCAAACCAUACUCUUCCAUAGUUCUUUUGCCUAUAAAUCCUUAAUUUAAACCCCACUUUAUCAAUAAUCCCAGCAGCCCCCAUUCUCCUGCAGAACCAUCUCUAUUGUUAUGGUGCUUUUUCUAUUAUCUAAAGACUUUUGCAGCAGUUCUUCUAUGGUCAUUUUCAAAUUAUCAAAAAGAACAGUAAUAGCACUAAUUCAUCAUUAGAAUUCUGCUUGCACUAUGAUUCCCAGAUUUCCAUGACUUUUGCAGGUCUGUCCAUCUGUAUUUUGGAUAUUGGUGACUCUUCUUGUCACAAUUGCUGUGCACUGUUGUUAAAGGAUAAUAUUAUAUUUGUAAAAUUAUCUUUCUCCAUCGUAUCUUUAAUAUCCCAAAAGACACUUCCACAUUUUACUACGGAAGAGCAGAUCUCAUUGAAUGGAGACUGUUAUCCUAGGAGUGCCAAGUAUUAUUGGAAUUACUUCCCAAAAAAGCUCAGCAAAAUCAGUUUUAACACAAAUACUAAAUGAGGCCAUGAAGUUGCACAAGAUCAGCACCCAAUUUUUCUGAUAGCAAUUCUUUGAUCCCUCAGCAUGAGACAUUAUCUUUUGUGGAGCUUUUUCCUCUUCUACCUUGGUCACAGAAUGAAUUCAUUGCAGAUGAAAACAUUUGCCUAAAUACUGAUUCCUGCUUCAAAUAAAA
This is a messenger RNA of Ficedula albicollis (Collared flycatcher), 4914 nucleotides long. RefSeq names its product IQ motif containing H (gene IQCH). Lineage: Eukaryota; Metazoa; Chordata; Aves; Passeriformes; Muscicapidae. The record is from RefSeq and is a predicted model, not a curated record. The transcript is spliced from 23 exons. The coding region runs from base 825 to 3887 and encodes 1020 amino acids.